Molecule: messenger RNA, 3742 nt
Organism: Dromiciops gliroides (monito del monte)
Lineage: Eukaryota; Metazoa; Chordata; Mammalia; Microbiotheria; Microbiotheriidae
Gene: BTBD6
Product: BTB domain containing 6
Exons: 6
Coding region: 767-2224 (485 amino acids)
Biological process (GO): neurogenesis
Cellular component (GO): cytosol
Molecular function (GO): protein binding
Source: RefSeq, a predicted model, not a curated record
GCCAGCAGAGCUGGCCAAGCUGAGCCGGGCGGGGAUGCACGGCAACCCCAAGCCCCUCCCCUCUCAGCUCGGUAAUCAUGGCUUCUGACUCCACCAAGGAGCUUUCUGUGCAAACUUUCCCAGACUGCAGAGCGAGGAGAGAAGGCUGAGAGCCCAGCUCCCCAGCUCCCUCUACGAAGUUGCCCGGGCACCUAAGUGCGGAAGUAACCCUAAUGACCGAAGGCAAAAGCCGCGCUCCGUGGCCCUCCUAGCUCACGUUCUGGAGAGCCCGCGCCAGGACCAGCCCCGCCCUGCGCCGGCUACCAACUCUGCCCACGGAAUCUACAGCUAUGCCGGAGGGCGCGCGCCAAGAGCCGAUGCGCAGCAGUUUUCUCAGCCCAGGAAUUUCGAGCCUGGAAACUAAGCGGGGAUUAAUCUGGGUUUGACCCUUUUUGACUUGAGGCUAAUUUGCAGCUCUCCCCCAGGGGUCUGGGGGGUACAAAAUAACCCACCAAAAACAGAUCCCUGGAACUGAGCCCAGUGCUUGGCUGAGGGGCAGGCAAGGUGCCUGCCUUCUCAGCUACAAAGGGCUCUGGAUUUGUACAGCUGCUGCUACUGGACUAUUUGCAAUCAUCCCUGGAGGGCUCCACUUAUCUGGCCACCCCGCCCCAGGCCCGAAGCUUGGCCCCACACAAAACGAGUAACCUUGAAGGAGUCCAAAAAGAAUGUGAUAGCUCAUGGCAAGGUGCCAGAAUGCUAUGAGGUAGGGCCCUUGUCCCUGCAGAAGAUGGCUGCAGAACUUUACUCUACCAGUGCUAAUACCAACAUCACAAACAGUAAUUCCACUACCACUGCCACCACAGUCACUGCAGCCAAUACCAAAAACAGCACCCUUCAUCUUCAUCAAACUUCCCAAUCUCCACCACCAGCACAAGUGCAAAACCUUAACAACAACUUCGAGAGUACCAACUGGCAGUCUUUCUACCCCACUCUUCGAGAGAGGAAUGCAAUGAUGUUCAAUAAUGAACUCAUGGCUGAUGUACACUUUAUCAUUGGCCCUCUGGAGGCAUCAAAGCGAGUUCCUGCUCAUAAGUAUGUGCUGGCAGUUGGCAGCUCUGUCUUCUAUGCCAUGUUUUACGGUGAUCUUGCAGAAGUGAAAUCUGAAAUCCAUAUACCUGAUGUGGAGCCUGCAGCUUUUCUUAUCCUGUUAAAGUACAUGUAUAGUGAUGAAAUUGACCUGGAAGCUGACACAGUGCUUGCAACUCUCUACGCUGCCAAGAAGUACAUUGUUCCAGCUUUAGCAAAAGCUUGUGUCCAUUUUCUAGAGACUAGUUUAGAAGCAAAAAAUGCUUGUGUUUUGCUUUCCCAGAGCAGACUUUUUGAGGAACCAGAACUGACCCAGCGUUGCUGGGAAGUGAUUGAUGCUCAAGCAGAGAUGGCAUUAAAGUCAGAGGGCUUUUGUGAAAUAGAUCAACAAACAUUAGAAAUUAUCCUGAACAGGGAAUCACUAAACACCAAGGAGGUGGUUAUCUUUGAAGCUGUGCUGAACUGGGCAGAAGCUGAAUGCAAAAGAGAAGGUUUGCCAAUUACACCAAGAAAUAAAAGGAAAGUAUUGGGAAGAGUUUUAUUUUUAGUACGAAUUCCGACUAUGACACUGGAAGAGUUUGCCAAUGGUGCUGCUCAGUCAGAUAUUCUAACCCUGGAAGAGACACGAAGCAUAUUCCUCUGGUACACAGCUACCAAGAAACCACAGUUGGAGUUUCCACUGACAAAAAGGAAAGGCCUUGCUCCUCAGAGAUGCCACCGAUUUCAGUCAUCUGCAUAUCGGAGCAACCAGUGGAGGUACCGUGGACGAUGUGACAGCAUCCAGUUUGCAGUAGAUAAGAGGAUAUUUAUUGCAGGACUUGGAUUAUAUGGAUCAAGCUGUGGGAAAGCUGAGUACAGUGUGAAAAUUGAACUUAAACGGUUAAAUGUUGUUCUUGCUCAUAAUCUAACCAAGUUCCUCUCAGAUGGAUCUAGUAAUACAUUUUCAGUCUGGUUUGAACAUCCAGUUCAAAUUGAACAAGACACAUUUUACAAUGUUAGUGCCAUCUUGGAUGGUAAUGAACUUAGUUAUUUUGGACAGGAAGGAAUGACUGAAGUUCAGUGUGGAAAAGUGACAUUUCAAUUCCAGUGCUCCUCAGACAGUACCAAUGGCACUGGGGUGCAAGGAGGACAGAUUCCAGAGCUUAUUUUCUAUGCGUGAGACAGUUUAUGAGGAUUGUGUUCCAAUACUGCUAUGCACAUGAAAGGGAUUUAUUCAAAACUAGAAAAUUCUACAGCUGUUUCAUGUUCAGCUAUUACAUUACUCUUAAAAUAGCAGCCUCUCAGACCAAGUGAAAGAAUGCUCUUGGAUUUAAUCCUAUUUUAUUUAUUCUAUAUGUAGACUAACUUGCAGAUUAUUGCUGACCUUGAAAAAAUGUUCUAAAAUAGAGCUGUUUAUGAACCUGUGAAAUAUAAAACAUUUUUCUUUAUCCUAAAACUUUGUACAUGCAUUCAUUUUUUUAAAAUUCCUUUUUGGUUCAUGUCUUCCUAAUUCCAUAGCAUACAAAUCAACAAAUUCAAAUAAACCACUGGACUAAAUGGCUCCUAGGGUCCCUUCUAGCUCUAUCAAUUACCUAUGCAGAUGUUAUAUCUCACACACACACACACACACACACACACAGAUACAAAAUCCUGCCCAAUCAUCAGACUUUCAUUUCUAAUCUGAAAGAUUCUGCUUUGAUUUUCCAAGUUGGGUUGCUUUGAGUUAAAAGAAUGUAGAAGAAAAUGACAAACUUUUAUUACAAUGAUAAUCCCAGGUUCAUUUGCUGAUAUCACUGAGCUUUCUUCUAAAGAAGAACAAGGCUAUGGAAACUGGUAGAACUAAUAUAUUAGAAUUCAGUGGUAUCCAUUUGAACAGUGACAUAGGAAGUAUUAGUGUGAGCCAACCCAAGUAAUCAUCCAGUCAGUAUCUGACAAUAAAUUACAUUAAGAAAUGGUUGUGGGAAAGUAUGCUUGUGGUAUCUCAACCUCAAAAGGCAAAGGAUGUCCCCCAAACAGUCUUGUUUCUCUUACUGAGCUAAUAGGGAUCUAUGGUCAUUGAUCUAAAAACACCUUAUUUUGAAUGACAUAAUUUAGAACAUAAACUAAAAGUCUCAAUGAGAACUUGGUUUUAUAUAGUUUAGUACUUUAGAGCUAUCGGGAAAGUAAUAUUUUAAAAAAUAUAAUUUAAUAACACUAAAUUCUUAUAUUUGUUUUGAAAAUCCAUUGUUUAAAAUUAUAAGGAACAAAUUUGGCCCAAAGAAAAGAUAUAAACUCCUUUGCGAAGAUGAGACCCACGUGUGGAGCAUUCCACAUAUUGUCAGAUUUUUUUCAAUGUAUUGUUCAGUUUUGUUGACUUUUUUCCUCUCCUUUUUCUUUUCUCUUUACAAAAAAAAAUCGUUGUUUACAUGGAAUGGCAGAUUUUCUGAGAGGGGGAGGAUACAGGCUACAUAAAAACAAGAUUUCAAUUAAAAUGUAUUUUUUUAAAAAGUAAAUUUAUUGUAUAUAAUAAAAUUCAGUGGCUUUGGGAUAUCAAACCUGAUGGUAGAACUAGAAAUAGGGAAUGGAUCUCAUUAGUAUAGGAUUAGCACCUUCUCUGCAACAUAAUUUUAGAGACUCAAGCAGAGUCAAACACACAUGGACUCCAUGGAGUCCAACCAAAAUCAGAUUAAAAUAUAUUUGGGGACGGCAGCUAGGUGGC